Molecule: messenger RNA, 2569 nt
Organism: Dreissena polymorpha
Lineage: Eukaryota; Metazoa; Mollusca; Bivalvia; Myida; Dreissenidae
Product: 52 kDa repressor of the inhibitor of the protein kinase-like
Exons: 5
Coding region: 1451-1948 (165 amino acids)
Source: RefSeq, a predicted model, not a curated record
UACAUAUUUUAUCACGCUUAAUAUAAACAAUGGUUAUUGAAAUAAUAAUCGGACCAACAGUUUAAUUAAAUAUUUUAAAAAUUAAUAUAUUUGCAAAGUAAAUUUAACUGAAUUUUGCAUUUCUAAAAACUCUUUUUUUGUUUGUUUCAGAACACAUCAUAAACGUGACUGUAAGAGCCAACCAACCAGCUCAAGUGAGGUUAAAGCUGCCAGCCCCCUACCAAUUGGAGCCACAGAUAUUUAUCAGUGAGUUCGCAGAACUUCAAUCACUUACUGAUGAUCAAAGGUUUGCGCUUUUAACUACAGUUUGGCCAAUGCCAGCAACAUUUCCAGCCACAAAAUUUAGUUCAAAUAACAGAAGUUUUGUUCAAAAUUGGCUCACUUUGUAUCCUGGUCUUGUGUACAGUGCAAAGACAGAUGGGGCAUUCUGUAGAUAUUGUGUGGCCUUCUCAGAUGGAACUCGAGGUGCUCUAACCAACAGCCUUUUCAGGGACUGGAAAUAUGCAAAAUCUAAAUUUAAUGGACAUUUCAAUGGUUUUGCUCCACCCCUUCAGACUUCAAAAAAAUGGUGGCAAAGGACAUAAUAAGCAUCUGCAGUGCAAAGUUCUAAGUGAAGAAUUUUUUAACAAAAUGAACAGCCGAUCAAACGUGCACCUAGAAAUUAACCGUGCACUAGCCGAGCGUGUUGCAAAUAAUGCAAAAGUAAUUGAAAAUGUGGCAAAGACAGUGUUGUUGUGUGGUCGACAAAAUCUAGCAAUGCGAGGAGAUAGGGAUGACUCCAAAUACUUUGGGGAAGGAACCAACACUGGGAACUUCCAAACACUUUUGAACUUCCGUGUUGAAAGUGGAGAUGAAAUUUUGAAAGAACACUUCAAAACUGCUCCAAAAAAUGCUACAUAUAGGUCCAAGACGAUACAAAACGAACUCAUAAGUUUGAUUGGGAGUCAGAUUCAAGACCAGAUUGUUAAUGACCUCAACAAAGCUGGCGGAUGGUUUACUGUCUCUGCUGAUGAAGUUUAAGAUGUGUCAAACAAAGAACAACUGGCAAUCUGUGUUCGCUCUUCGAAUUAUGAUGGUUCUAUAUGUACAGAUGAUGUACAAGAACGAUUCCUCUCCUUGCAAGAAGUUAGUGGGGACACAAGAGGGGAGGCUUUUUCAGAUACAAUUUUGAACAUCAUCACCAGUUUGCGGCUUGACCCGACCAAGAUGAGGAGCCAAUGUUAUGACGGAGCAGGCAACAUGAUGGGCAAAGUUAAAGGUGUUGGCUCUAGAAUUCUCCAGCAGUAUUCAAAAGCCCUUCCAUUCUGGUGUGCUUCACAUCUUCUGAAUCGCUGCAUUGUUGCUGCCUGUGAUGUAAAGGAAGUCCGUAACAUGAUGGGUAUUGCAGAUAAGUGUUGCUGGUUCUUCAACAACUCAGCGAAGAGACAGACUUGUGGCAGCUCUUGAGCAGAUGCCAGACCAGCCUCAAAGAAGAAAACUUAAGGAAUUGUGUAGGACCCGCUGGGUACAACGCCAUGAUGCCUUCGAGGUCUUCCUAGACUUCCUCCCAGCAACGAUUGAUGCCAUUGAAAAUAUUCUGGAGUAUGAAAGUCGCCCGGACUCACUGACUGAUGCAAAUGGAAUUCUGAGCGCCAUCACAUCAUUCCCAUUUAUUAUUGCCCUGGUGAUUGCUCUGCGUUGCUUGGCGUACAUCAAGUCUCUCAGCAUUGUUCUUCAGGGCAGAGAACUUGAUUCGGAAGAGGCUUUGAAGAAUGUCCGCCAUGUGAAGGACACCCUGCAAAACAAGCGUGACUCUGUUGACAACUUCCAUGGCUGUCUGUAUGAGGAGGCUGUGGCUGUAGCCAAAGCUGUCGGAGUGGACCCUUCAAUCCCAAGGCGAUGUUGCAGACAGACACAACGAAACAACAUCCCAGCAGACACUCCAGAAACAUACUACAAGAGGGUUUGAACCAUUCCAUUCCUGGACCACCUGCUGCAGCAGUUUAGUGAGCGUUUUACAACGCUUCAUGAGAGGGCUUCUUCUGCACUCCUCCUUAUUCCAUCAGUUAAACAGGACCUGGACAACACCAGUCUGGAGUACUACUUAGAUGACCUCCCUUCACCAGGAACACUUCAGGCAGACAUGCUGGAGGUGUAAGUGGGUAAAUGAUCCCAACCCCCCUUCAACAUUAAGUGCUGCAUUAAAAGCAUGCCAUAGACAGAUUUUCCCAAACAUUUAUACAAUAUUAAACAUUGCAGCAACAUUUCCAGUGACAAGCUAUGAAUGCGAAAGGAGCAUUUCAACGUUAGGGAAUGUAAAAACAAGCUGUCGUUCAACAAUGGGGGAAGAAAGACUCACUGGUCUGUGUCUGAUGUCAGUGCACAGGGACAUUGAUGUGAAUGUUAGUGACAUUGUAAAGCAAUUUGCAAGACAGAAUCCAAGAAAAAUGAAACUGCCUUGUAUUUUGGAGUCUGAUUUAAGCAAUGAAGACAAUUACUUGUGUUAAGUUAAAGAGAGUGAAAGCUUGUACAUUUUUCUGAUGACAGUUUGAAAAUUGUGAUUUUUUUGUUUGUUUGUAUUUGUUACUUG